CUUUUAUUUUGUAGGGCCGUGGUGGUGACGCAGUUGGAGCAGGCUCACCUGGUGAACAGCAACAAUAAAUAAUCCCGUCGGGUCAAAGGUCGUCUCGCCCUCCACCAGUGAUGGCUCUGAUCUCUCUGGAAGACCUUGAUGGAUUGGACGACGAUCAGCUGGACGAUGACAUCACUGACAACUCAGAGCCAAUGGAUGAAGAGGACAGAGACCGACUGCUGACACAUUGGCAGGCAGUUGCCAGUACCCACCAUGUGUCAGUACCUCCAGACAUGACUGGACCCAUACAGGAAAUGACCCGUAACAACCAGCAGAGGGAGCCGGUGCCCUUCACUCCAGUCUCCUGCCAUGAGAAGAUGGGGGAGGUGCUGCAUGAGGAGCGGCUGUAUCCAGCAGGUCACUGGGCCUGUGUGACUAAAGGAGAAGAUCUGUAUGAACAGAGUGUCUCUGUGGGCUUCAUGAAACUGAUGCGCUUCAUCUGUAGAGAAAACUCUGCAGGAAGGUAUCUGGGGAUGACGGUGCCGGUGGUCACGAACAUCAACAUGAUGGAGGACGGAAACACGUUCCAUAAAGACGUCCAGACGUCUUACUACCUGCCCGCAGAGUUUCAGACCAACCCCCCCCAACCCUCCGACUCCGACAUCACUAUUGUCUACAGAGAGCCAAUUAGAGUCAUCGCCAGGACGUUCUUCGGGUCGACCACGGAGGAGACGGUGACCCGUCAGAUCGGCCUGCUGUGGGAGAUCCUGGGCGUCUCCGACGACCUCCACAGGGACGGAUACAUGGUCGCGACGUACGAGAACCCUGGCGUACCGCGCCACAGGAACGAGAUCUGGUUCGUCAGACGCAGCCCUUAGAGGCCUUCCCAUCAUCCUCUGCCCCCCCCCCAACCCUCUGAUUGGCUGUUGUUCAUCGGCUCACUUCCUGUGGUGGAGUUUCAUCUUUUACAUCAACGUCACCAAUCAGAGCCGGUUUGUGUUUGUUAGCACCUCUCCUGUCCAAUCAGAAGCCUGUCAUCCCAUUGGUUCAUACGUUUUAUAUAUAUAUAUAUAUAUAUAUAACCCUAACCCAACAGGAAGUAAAUCCCUGAUUGGCUGAGAUCUGAACAGAUAUAUAUAUAUAUAUAUAUAUAUAUAUAUAUUUAUAUAUACAGUUGCAAUCAGAAGUAUUCAACCCCCUCACCUCAAAAUACAUUAUAGUGAUGUGGAUGAAAGAUAAUGACAAUAAAUGACAAAAAAUAUUCAUUGAUACAUAUUUGAGUUAUUUUGACAACAGAAGUUGACUUAACUUUGAAGUUCAAAUGAAAAAUGUAACUCUUUUAACACAUGUGCAUGUGCAGUAUUAUUCAACCCCCAGCUUCAGUACUUUGUGGCGCAUCCUUUAGCUUUUAUAACUUCUAACAAACGUUUUGGGUAAGUGCUGACAAGCUUCUUACACCUCUCCAUGGGAAUCUUUGCCCAUUCUCCAGCUGCUAAAGCCUCUAGCUCAGUGAUGUUUGAUGGCUUCUGUGCUGCAACUGCCUUCUUUAAAUCCCACCAAAGACUUUCAAUCAGAUUUAAAUCUGGUGACUGAGAAGGCCACUCCAGGACGUUCCAGGGUAUUUUUCUCGACCUAGUUUAGGAUGACUUGGAGGUGUGCUUGGGAUCAUUGUCUUGCUGGAGAGUCCAAUGAUCACCAAGGUUUAAUUUGCCAACAGAAGGCAUCACCUUCCUCUUUAAAAUGCCCUGGUAUUUCUGGGAGUCCAUGAUGCCAGGUUGCCAGUUCCUGCCGCAGAAAAACAGCCCCACAUCAUCAAUGACCCGCCUCCAUGCUUGACCGUGGGGAUGGUAUUCUUCUGGUCAGAAGCCUUUCGCACGCCAGACAUACCGCUGGUCCAUAUGUCCAAACAGUUCCAGUCUGGUUUCAUCAGUCCAUAGAACUGUCUCCCAAAACUCUGUCGUCUUAUCCACAUUCCUCCUGGCAUAUUCUAGUGGACUUUUGAUGUUCCUUGUGGUGAAGAGUGGAGUGCGUCUUGGAGUCCGGCCAUGAAGUCCUUGUUUAUUCAGUGCACGUCUUACAGUUGCCACUGAAGCACUAGUACCAGCCUCCAUCAGGUCAUCCUGUAGGUGUCUUGCA
Molecule: messenger RNA, 2115 nt
Organism: Anoplopoma fimbria (sablefish)
Lineage: Eukaryota; Metazoa; Chordata; Actinopteri; Perciformes; Anoplopomatidae
Gene: soul4
Product: heme-binding protein soul4
Exons: 6
Coding region: 111-857 (248 amino acids)
Source: RefSeq, a predicted model, not a curated record